AUGGCAACUGUAGCAGCAUCCACAAAUGCCCACAUUGCUGUACUUCCUAGUCCAGGCAUAGGCCACGUCACACCCCUCCUAGAGCUCUCCAAGCUCCUCGUCACACACCAUCACUGUCACGUCACCUUCCUCAACGUCACCACCGAAUCUUCCGCUGCCCAAAAUAACCUCCUUCACUCACCAAACCUCCCUCCCAACCUCCAUGUCAUCGAUCUCCCACCUGUUGACCUCUCCAACAUAGUCAACGACCAAACCACCGUCUUAACCCGUCUCUGUCUCAACCUACGAGAAAAUCUUCCUUCCUUCAACACAAUCCUCGACCAACUAUCCCACAAAUCCCAAGCCCUCAUAAUCGACAUGUUCGGAACCUUCGUUUUCGACACUAUCCCCCAAAACAUUCCCGUUUUCACCUUCUUCACCGCCUCCGCAAGCUUACUCGCUUUCUCCCUCUUUCUCCCACAGCUCGACCGUGACGUGGAAGGAGAAUUCAUCGACCUCCCUCACCCGGUCCAGGUUCCGGGUUGCAAACCCAUUCAAACUGAAGACCUGUUAGACCAAGUAAGGAACCGGAAAAUUGACGAGUACAAAUGGUACCUUUACCACCUGAGUCGCGUGCCUAUGUCCGCCGGUAUUUUACUCAACACAUGGCAAGAUAUGGAACCCGUUACGCUAAAAGCAUUGUCGGAGCACCCUUUCUACCGAAAAAUUAACACCCCACCUCUCUACCCAAUCGGACCGUUGAUUAAAGAAACUGAACCGGUGACGGAGAAUGAACCGGAGUGUCUUGCGUGGCUCGAUAAGCAACCCUCCGGUUCGGUUCUCUUCGUGACGUUCGGAAGUGGGGGUGUUUUAAGUUCGGAGCAACAAAGUGAGCUGGCGUGGGGGUUGGAACUCAGUGGCGUGAGGUUCUUGUGGGUGGUUAGGGUUCCGAACGACGCUAACGCCAGUGCCGCGUUUUUCAAAGCUGGUAGUGAUGACGCGAAUAACGCCGCGCUGCGGUAUUUGCCCGAAGGGUUUGUUGAGAGGACUCGGGAUAGAGGGCUGGUGGUGAAGUCGUGGGCCCCGCAAGUGGCGAUUCUGCGGCACGCGGCGACCGGGGCGUUUUUGUCGCAUUGUGGGUGGAACUCGACGUUGGAAAGCGUAACGCAUGGGGUUCCAUUGAUCGCGUGGCCGUUGUACGCGGAGCAGAGGAUGAACGGGACGAUGGUGGAGGAGGAUGCGGGAGUGGGCGUGAGAGUUAGGAGCGAGGGAGGCGUGGUGGGUAGGGGGGAGAUAGAGAGGGUGGUGAGCAUGAUGAUGGAAGGGGAAGAAGGGAAGGAGAUGAAGCGAAGAGCGAGAGAGCUGAAAGAAAGUGCAAGCAUGGUUUUAGGCGAGGGAGGAGCCUCCUUCGUGACACGAGCUGCAAUGGCUAAUGCUUGCCUGUUUGCAGGGAAGAAUGAUUGCAGCCAGAAGCCCGGUGAGAAAUUGGACAAGACUGCAGUGAAAGCUUGA
Molecule: messenger RNA, 1491 nt
Organism: Sphenostylis stenocarpa
Lineage: Eukaryota; Viridiplantae; Streptophyta; Magnoliopsida; Fabales; Fabaceae
Source: the annotation of a GenBank genome assembly